Neurospora tetraspora is the source of this 825-nucleotide messenger RNA. RefSeq lists its product as uncharacterized. The transcript has 2 exons. The record is from RefSeq and is a predicted model, not a curated record. Bases 179 to 682 code for a protein of 167 amino acids. NCBI's taxonomy places the organism in Eukaryota, Fungi, Ascomycota, Sordariomycetes, Sordariales, Sordariaceae.
CGCAUAUCUAAGGACACAACCACGCAUUGACACGACUACAAGACUCAAACAACGGUAAUGUGUUUUCCUCUUUUUUUCCUCAGUUCCCUCCGCUUUCUCCUUCGUGACGGUGUGCCUGGCAAGCUCUAACCUAAUCAGCCUGUUUUCGCCCAGAUCUUCAAUCCACCUGCAUCCAAACAUGAGUUCCCAAGCCGACAAUACCGAGAUCGAACGCCUCUUUGAAGACUCGUGGAGCUUAAGCUGGUAUGCCCGCUACAGAUGCGCGCGGAGCAACGUUGCAGGCGCCUUCAUAGGGCCCUCUGUUCCCGUCGAGAUCGUUGACCUUUGGAAACGUCGCGACUGGCUGGACCUACUCCAUGGAACCGGUGGAGUUCCGGCCGAAAAUACCUAUCGCAGCAUCAUUGAGGCCUUGAAGAGCAUGCCCAAGGUGGAGAAGGACGUAACGAACAACCUGUGUGGAUGGGUCCCUAUGGAAGCAAUGCCAUUGUACGACAGGCCGGAUGGGCCGUGUUGGCGCGCCACACGCGCUUGCAACGUACUACACAAGGAUGUUCGCGAAUUUAUAUACGAGAACUUGAGUGGCCUCUACGUCAGUCCGUACGCUACUGCAGCUGGGGCCGGCGCCGACACACUGAAGGACGAGCCUGCCGUCACAAUCGUUCCGGUUGCCGAAGAGCAGUAGAUCCCGCCGCGUCAACCUCUUUCUCGCUCAAGCGAACAUCCAGCCCACCAUCUACGGCCUAGCUGCCAAGCUAGCGAAGGUCAACGAGCGGACAACAGUCAACACCGACUCCAAGCAGUGGGAGCAGCUGUCAAGCUUUGACU